Lentinula edodes (shiitake mushroom) is the source of this 2976-nucleotide messenger RNA. RefSeq lists its product as uncharacterized. Lineage: Eukaryota; Fungi; Basidiomycota; Agaricomycetes; Agaricales; Omphalotaceae. The transcript is spliced from 15 exons. Gene Ontology annotation, cellular component: cytoplasm. The record is from RefSeq and is a predicted model, not a curated record. Gene Ontology annotation, biological process: purine nucleobase catabolic process. Bases 1 to 2976 code for a protein of 991 amino acids. Gene Ontology annotation, molecular function: allantoinase activity.
AUGUCUUCAGAGAAGACGCCUGCUAUCCUUCCCUCAGAAUAUUCUCCUCCACUACCCGCACGAACCUUCUCUAGAAAGACGCUUACCGUGCUCUGGUUAUUGCUGUUUGUUCUUUGGACCUAUGAUCGCUUAUUGCCACUAGAGUCUUGGAGCACAGCGAAGUCGCAGAACGUGUAUGUCCCAGCCAACGCUCAAGAAAUUCUGCGAAAAUGUAACACCCUUCAUACACGUCCUGAUCCCUCAACUCUAUCAUCCUUUCUCCAGAAGAGGACCGUCUCCGACAGAUAUGACCCUGGAAUGCGAAACAUGUCGUAUCUUAUUACGAAUGCUACGAUAUUCACUGGUGUAAAGGACGAUGAUGGCAAUGUGCAAACCCUCACAGGAGAUUUGCUCAUGACGAACGGGAUCAUACGUGCCUUAGGAGAAGACAUUCCGCGGGACUUGGUCAUGGAAGUGGAUCCACGGAAGUUGACGGUGAUUAGGGCAAACGGAAGUUGGGUAACACCUGGACUAGGCAUGAUAGUGGAUGUCAAUUCUCAGCUUGGGAUUUUCAGCUCACCGCCUCUUCGUGGCUCAGAUGAUUUGGACUCCAGAAAAGGCCCCAUCCUGCCAUGGUUACGGAGUAUCGAUGGACUUCAUACCCGUGACAAUGCUUUCGAAUUAGCUUUGGCUGCGGGUGUCACUUCUGCCCAAAUCCUCGCUGGAACUUCCAACAGUGGUCAGGCCUUUGUGAUAAAGCUCCGUAGAACCACUGAAGGUUCAGCACUUUCAAUGGUCGUGGACCCUCCUUACGAGCUAAAUGCUACAGGCUUUAGUAAGGAAAAACCCUCAGUAUGGCGACAUCUAUUGCAAUCUUGCAGCGAUGAGACCAGACGUUACGGGAAUCGUAUGGACAUGAUGUGGUCGUUGCGUUCAGCUUAUCAUGAGGCGCGAAGGGUUAUGAAAUUACAGGACGCGUUCUGUGCUAAAGCUGAAGCUGGUCUAUGGGAGUCUGGUGUGGAUGAUUUUCCUGAAAAUUUUCAAUGGGAAAUGUUGGUUGAUGUUUUGAGGGGAAAAGUUAAGGUGACCAAUGAUUGCUCUGAGGCUGUAGACAUAGACAACAUGGUUCGACUCUCAAACGAAUUUGGUUUCCCCAUAUCCACUUUUCUGCAUGCUUCAGAGGCAUACCUUGUCCCGUCUCUAGUCAAUGGAUCACUCGAAGGGACCCCAGCUGUUGCUCUUCUAUCGACUAAUCAUCGGCACAGUCGCGAAUCGUACCGCGGGUCGGAAUUCGCUCCCGCCAUUUUAGCAUCUCACAAUUUAUCGAUAAUCAUGACUACCGAUCAACCCGUCAUAAAUUCCAGAGAGCUAAUUGACGAAGCCCGUAAAGCAUAUCAUUUCGGGCUGACUACAGACCUCGCGCUAACAUCAGUUACGUCCACGCCCUCGAAUGCUUUGGGACUUGGAUAUCGUAUGGGUGUGCUACAAGAAGGCUAUGAUGCAGACGUAGUGAUGUGGGAUUCCCAUCCUUUGCAGAUAGGCGCAACUCCCGUUUACGUCUGGAUUGACGGAAUGAAACAAAUUCCUUUGACCAAGGAAUCCGGAAGGUCGACCUACAGUACUGGAACUGGACCGGAAGAGGUGGUCGAGCCAGAUAAAACACGAAUGGAAGCUCCGGGUCAGCCUUCGUACGAAAAGGAGAGGCAGGAUACUGUAGACUGGGAUGGAUUACCUCCCCUCAAAGGAAGAGGAGAAGGGAACCGAGUUGUGUUCCGAAAUGUGAAGGAAGUUUGGACAAGAGGCAGGAAUAGUAUAGACGAAUCAUUCGUUGCUGAUGAAGACGAAUUCGGAAUUGUGGUUGUAGAGCAAGGUAGAAUCAUCUGUGCUGGUUCAGCGGAUGAUUGUAUCAUCUCAGGAGAUGAGCGCACUGUAGAUGUCGAUCUUCACGGAGGUUCCAUUUCCCCUGGACUUUUGACUUUUGGAUCACCGCUUGGGCUGGAAGAAAUUGCUUCGGAGCCCUCAACAACCGAUGGUCGCCUUUUCAAUUCCCUGGCCGUGGAUAUACCCUCCGUCUUCCAUGAUGUUGGGGGGAUUGUCCGAGCAGUUGAUGCUUUGAUGUUCGACAGUCGGCACGCUCGAAUGGCAUAUCGUUUUGGGGUGACUGCCGCCACAUCGUCCCUAGCCAAGCCACACCGUUUGUACGAGAGCGAUGACUGUAUGAUCUGGGGAUUAUCAACCACGUUCAGCACCAAUGCUGCCCAUGGACUUGAACCAGAAGCCAUUAUACAAACCGAGACAGCGUUGCAUGUUAGGAUCACUCGACCGAGGUUCGACGUACGUGGCCCAGCAGCUAGCGUAAGCACUCAAAUUGCCACCCUAAGAAGGCUUCUCUAUGGAUGGGAAAGCAGAGACAAGGACACGGGUUUGUACUUCCGGAAGGCUGCGGAGGGAGUGAUUCCGUUGGUUGUGGAGGUUCACAAUGCGGACAUCAUGGCCUCUUUAAUUAUGCUUAGGGCCGAGGUGGACGCCAAGAUAGGCGGACAAAUGCGAAUGGUCUUUGUAGGAGCAACAGAAGCAUGGUUACUUGCCAAGGAGCUUAGUCGAGCGAGAAUCGGUGUUAUUCUGACAUCUCUCAAACCUGUAGCUGCUACCUGGGACCAGAGAAGGAUUUUACCAGGAUCACCUCUGACGAACCAAACGACGCUAGGUAUUCUGUUAGAUAGUGGAGUGGUAGUUGGCGUGGGUGUCAACCAUCCUCAGCUGGCUACUGAAACUCGGUUUCAACUAGCUCGGGCAUAUCAUGACUCCGUCUCCUCAGCGACUGCCCGAGAAGUGUAUGGUCUUGCUACAAUAAACCUGGAACAACUAUUGGGCGUGAAAGGGAUAGAACCGGAGUCCGCCGAUCUUGUUGCCUUCGAUGGGGGUAGUGUGUUCAACCUCUCCAGUAAGAUAGUAGCUGUAGUAUCUCCGCAAAGAGGCCUUGUAGAUAUGAUGUAA